Ectocarpus sp. CCAP 1310/34 is the source of this 5269-nucleotide messenger RNA. Lineage: Eukaryota; Phaeophyceae; Ectocarpales; Ectocarpaceae. The record is from the annotation of a GenBank genome assembly.
GUUUAGUCACGCAACACACGUACUUGUUGUCUGUCUGGUAUGGCUACCACCCUCAGCGGAUGCUGGCAGUGGUGGCCGAUGCGCCGGGCCAGGCGCUCCGAGCGGGAGACGUCGAGGGGAGUGAGUCGCAAGGUGAAGAGCCGAUUCACCACGAUAAGGAUGCCUGCGCAGGUGUCCUCUGCUGGGCCCGCGGGACGAGGAAGACCCCACUCACCCAGCGACGGCGGCGGCGGAGAGGAGACGAGUUCUGUCUCUUGCGCCGCCCUGGGAGCAGUUGCCGGAUUGGAGACAGACAUAAUUGGCGAAUCGUCGGGGGGAGCGAUAGGAAGGCAUCCAUCGCAGCAGAAGGAGGACGGGGAUUCACAAUCAGCGGCAGCCGUGGCCGUGAAGGUAAGAAAGGGUGGCCUGUUCGGAGUGUUGCGACGCCCGACUUUCGGUGGCGGGGCGGACGACGACGUGGUCCACGUGCCUGCGGGAGAGAUAUGCGUGAUCUGCAUGGAGCCUUUCCAGGCAAACGAUGUGCUCGAGGUUCUGCUCUGCCAGCACCUCUACCAUCAAAGGUGCAUCCACGAGUGGCUGGGCAGCCACACGUCGUGCUGCGUGUGCAUGGCGGACAUGGAGGAGAUGGCGAGGGCCACGAAGAAACCUUCCCGUCGACACCGCCGUCGUUCACGGGCGCGACCAGCAACGAGAUCGGAGAGAUCGGAGAGCCUGAGGUCGGAGUCCGGGUACAGCUCCGACCAGGCCCGCUCCACGCUGUCCUCGAUGUCGGCUCCAGCCGCCUUAGCGGACAGGCUGCCGGCCGACAGCGGUCGAAGCGACCGACCGCAGGCCAGCAGCGGACCACCACCACUGCCGCUACCCCGCACGCUCCAGCCCAGGAUCGGUGGUACUAGUCACGCUGGACCUAGCCGGACUUUUCACCAGCCUCGCGGUCACCGUAGAGCUGCAGGCGUUGGCGGGCGCCCCGGCGAGAGCAGAGCGGCGCCCGUCGGACGGUCGCCGACACCUAUACCGAAGUCGUUGCGGCCCAACCCUAGGUGGCCGCGCAACCCGAGGUCGCCCGCGAGGCGGAGCAAUGUUGUUACCCGGCGGCGAACGGCGGCGGCAUCGGGAUUUUCUAGCCCGCCUGCGGUACACAUCGCAUCGCCCGGUCCCUCCGGUGGUGGUGCUGCUGCUGCUGCUGCGUCGUUGAACACGAGGUUAACGCCCGUGUCGGAAUGGACGCUGCAGAGCGGUGCCGACGGCAGCCGGGAACGCCAGAUCAGCGGCACUAGCAGCAGCAGCAGCAGCAGCAGCAGCAGCGGAAGCUUCUGCGGGAACACGAGCAGUAUCGACAGCAGCGACGGCGAGGAUCAGCUCCCCUCCGAUCGAGUGGCGCAGUUAAGCAAAUUUGGGGAAAAGCGGCCAAGCGGGCCGUACUCGCACAGGCAUACGCCACGCUCCCAUCAUGCGAGUAGCACCUUUCUUUCUGGCAGGUCCUCGGAGAGGUCCGGUCGGCCGGCGGCGCAGUCGUCGCUUUCGUUCCGCCCGUCCGCGCGUUCGUCGCGAUGUCCCCAACGCUCCGGACUCUUGGAUCGGCAUCCCGGUGUCCGUCACUUGUCGCCGGCCGCGGUCCACGACAGAGCGGGGGCGGCGGAGGCGCGGCCUCGUAGCGCAUCCGGUAGCUCCCCGCUGCUGCUUACGCGGACGGAAAUCGUGCGCCCGACUUCACGGGCUCAGGGUCGGGCUAGUAGUACCCCUUCUCCGCGACCACCAUCGGAGGGCACGAGCGCGGCCGCUGCUGCUGCCGCGGUGGCAACAAGUCCCACCGCCAGCCCGCCCAACGGGGAGCAGGCGGUGCUGCAGAGAGUCUCCGCUCCGGAGUCUCCUCGUUCGGGUUUCCCCUCGGCGGUGGCGACGCUCUCCACCCCGCAGCGGAUGCGGCGGAAGUCUUACGCGCAGCGGGCGACGUCGUUCUCCGUAGAGGACACGCUGCUGCUGGCGUCGAGCGGUCUAGCGGCCUCAGGUAGCGGGACGGCGCCGGCGACUCCCCAGCGCCGGUGGGAAGCUUCACCGUCGACCCCCCGUAACUGGCCGAUCAUGACAUCUUCCGCGGGCAAUACUCCUAGCCGCCGUCACCGCCGUAUCCGCCAGCGGGACUCUUCGCCACGGCGCGGGGUGGUGGGGGCGGGUGGGCCGGCCGCGGCGAACAGGCACGGCGGGGAACCCGGCAGGAGACAGUCGUGGGGGGAACAAAAGCAGACUGAGGCGGAGGAAGAGAUACAUGGCGGCGGCGUGAGCGGCUUCAGCGGCAGGGUGCCGGGGGAGGGUGCCGCAGCUCGAGGUUACGUCAGAACGAAACAGGAGCAGCCGCUGGGUGUAGGCGUGCGGAGGGCCGGCGGGGGAAGGGGAAGGGCGAGUGCUCCCUUAACGGAGUCAAGCCCGAGCGGUGGUGUAGUCUUGAGAAGGUCGUGGGAAGAGAGGAAGUAUUCGACGAGGGACGACGAGGAGGAACAGGAGGAGAAGGGGAAGCGUCGCAGCAGUCGGGAGAAAGACGACGGCGUCGCUCGACUACGGGGCGUCGCCGGCUUUGACGUCGGAGUUAGUACCGCCGGAGAGCCGCCGCCGCCGCCGCCGCCGCCGGGCUGCGAUUGGGAUUCACCGGUCCCCGCCGCCGGUGGCCUGGACGGCCGACGCUCCAGUGCCACGCGCGCCGAGGAGGACAGGUGGCCGGAGGACUUCUUGGAGAAGAGUCCGCCCUCCGAGCCCGGGAGCCACAAGACGUGCUCCACCCAGUGGUCGGAGAUGGACUCGCAGUCGCAAGGGUCCGGGAACUCGUACGCCGGGAGCACAAACAGCAGCAGCGCGAUGAGCGCACAUCCCGCGGGAAGACGGUCGGUCCACUCGCGGUCAACGACGACGAGCCCGCGUCCCCACGCGCCCACAAUCGCCGAGGCGAAACGCCCUCCGCCCGCCUCCUCUUCGCCGUCGCUGGCGGUAGUGGUUUCUACCGGCGGGCCCAAGAGCGGUCCGGAACCUUGCAACCCCCGGGAGGAUGUAUCUGGGGGGGAUACUCCCAACCUGCUGACCCCGGGCGCCUUGACUCCGGGUGCCCUGCGUGCUAGGUCAGAGUCUGCGCCGAUGAUAUGGGACUGAGUGGGCGACAAAGAAGGCGAUGGUGUUUCGUCAUCGCAUGGUGGAGGGGGAGGGGCAGGUGUUGCUCCACCUUGAAUGUUUUCUCGAGAAGGACCGGGAGAGGAGGUGGAGGGCCAGAGCGGUGAUAUGUUUCUGGAGCGUGUUUUGUUUUCCUCGCUCUGUGUGAAGAAGAUGGGGGGGGGCGGGGGGGGCCGCAGUUGGGGGGUGUACCCUUGCCCGUGCGUUCCCGUUUCCUUCGACUGUGACUGUUCUCGGGUAGGUGGGACAACUGGCUGUGUUCUGCCGAAGGUUUGCUUACGCUGUGUGGGUACUCUUCGCUCAAUACCCCUUGUCUCUUAGCGGUGACGAGCCGCGUGGUUAUUGAUGGCACGGCCGUGCGCUGCGGCUUCUCGCUCCUGGUCCGUGUACUGUAGCUUUUUAGUUUGUUCUUUUCUGUGAAUAAUAACGAUGGGUACCAUGUCGGGUAUUGAAGGGUUGGCCUGGUGUUCUGUUCUGUGUCCAUCCAGACAUGUUUUGUUUGCCGCAUGUACAGUAACUUACGUGGUUGCGAUUGGUUAGGGGGUAUAAUGGCCGGCGAGGGACAGAUGGUGAAUGAAGUUUUCGACAUUUGGUUGCCCGUGCUGCCGGGGGGGGGAGGGGUUGGUUGAGUGGGACGGGUUGGGAGUCGUGAGCAUGGCCAGCGAGUCAUGCGGCUGCGGCGUUAGCCCACCUACAAAUAUGGGUCUUGUCUGUUUGUCUAUCUAAAUCUGUCUGUUUGUCUGUCUGUAUGUUAAGUCUAUAUAUGUUUUGUUUCUGUGGCUUGUUCUUCUGCCGGUGUCUGUCUCGUCUCUCUGUAUUGCCUGUCUGUCUCUCUUGUCUUGUUGUCUGUCCUAAUGCUUAGAAACUUUUGAUGGUUCGAAAUUGACCCCUUGUACGAAGUGACCCCAUGGCCAGCGGGUUGUUCCGUCGCCGAGAAUUUAGGAGGGUUCGAGGAGGGGUUAGCUGGGUAGGGGUCGCGCAAGUGAACCGGCAUUGGAUGGACGACUUGUAUACCGCCACACACGCACCUUAUUCGAGGGUGUUGAUAUCCGCAACUUAGUUAACUUUUGUGAAAUAUUUGUCCUCCUUUUUUGCCUAUUUUCGAAUAAUUGUCGUGUUCUGUAUGUAACAACCGUUUGUACACGCGUGUUUUUUGUUUUUGGUACUGCCUCAAAGUAUAGUCGGUCCAGAGCUGUGCUUUUGCGACACAUUGCCCUAAUUUGUUUUUUUCUCCCAAGGUCCGUAGUCGGAAGCCUGGCUGCACAAUGUUCUUGCGUUGACGAUGCAAUAUCCUCGGCGUGUGUUGCGAUACAUUUAGACUAGCGGGGGGGGAAAUGAGAUGGCAAGGCUUGUUGAAAGUGACCAAUCCAAGCCACCCUGUCGAAAUUGUACUGGUUGUCUGCCGCUGGGUGGAGUCCAUCGCGUUUGGCUACAAUUUCUUUUUCUACGUCUCGUUUUCGUCGGCAGCCUUGUCUGUGUCUGGCCUGCUGUGUUGGUAUGUGACGCACAUCUUAUUUUUAUUUCCGGUUGUACGGGUCUGGCGUCUAUUUAGUGUCCCACCUCCCCGCUCUCCGGGCAUUUAUUUUUUUUUAGUGGAGAAACUCAUUGACAGUCAGUUAGUGCCGUAGAGGCAACUCUCCUACUGCUCGAUUUCCCCACUCGAAUGGCGGGAGAAACAAACAAAAAAAUACGACCUUUCAUGGGGGGUAGGCAGCGCGGCGUUCUUGAGCGGAUUUCAGGGUUGUUUAGUAAACGCAACAAAUUAAGUUUUUUUGUAUAGUGCUCUAGUAUGCCUUGCAGAGGCGUAUGGAUGGCUUUUUCCCGGAAGAUAUACUUGUACGCUGAAAUCUUCAGUAUCUUCGUGUGCACACACAUGGCCAUCACUGAUGUUGGUGUUUUUUACUGUGUCCGCGUGCAUGUCGGUCAGUGGCGUUGGUUCCCGUUCGUUGUCAGUUGAUGGCGUUAGCUUGCACGCCGGCAACGUGAACGUGUUUCUUGGUUCUGGGGUAGACUUCUACAUUUUUUUUUUAGAAUCACAACCACCCGGAAAAAUCCAUGUUUCGCACCAAGACGCGGGCAAAACACCACGUCAAGUUUGGAUUGACUGCGUACG